Oppiella nova is the source of this 267-nucleotide messenger RNA. The record is from the annotation of a GenBank genome assembly. NCBI's taxonomy places the organism in Eukaryota, Metazoa, Arthropoda, Arachnida, Sarcoptiformes, Oppiidae.
AUGCGGACUGCAGUGACGUCUUUGAUUCACUCGUAUUGUCUACAACUCACCACUCGAUUGGUCCCAAAGACACUGCUGUCCACACCUGUGACCCCCUGUCAGGUGCUGGCUAUACAUUUAAUUGAUUCCUCGCGGGAAUCGUGUGAUGAGUGGUUGGCAGAGGAGUUGAGACCAGAAUCCGUGUCCACCCAUCCAUUGGUGACGGCAUUUCCCACACGAAUGUUGUCUCUUCGCAUCGUUUCGUGUCGAUCGCUAAAACAGCCCUGA